AUGUGGACGAAUAUCUGUGUGAUUGGCAUUCUGUCUGUGAUUGGAAUUAGUGCACAUUCUGUUUCCGACGAAGUUUUGCCAUGGUCCUUGGGAAAAGCCCUGCACGCGAAGAAACUGCCGUAUGCGUACCGUGCAUCGUAUAACUGCAAAAAUAUAGGCCAUUUUCCGGAUGUCCACAACUGCAAGCGAUUUUAUCAGUGUAACAGCUUCUUCGGACUACCUUUUGUUCAAAAUGUUUUUGAGUGCGAGAAUAAUCUGGUAUUCUCGAUCAGCACAGAAACCUGUGUAACGCCCGAACAGAGCGGCAGAUCGGAAUGCCAGAAAAGAGUUGCACCACCCGCAAAAGGGAAACCACAACCGCCGGCUUCGCUUCAGAAACCACUGAAGGAUACUAAAGCACCACCUACAAAAGCAAAAUUAAAAUCAACACCAACGCCAAAACCACAAUCACAAACAUCUAGAAAACCGCUAAAGAAGACUGCUAUACCACCGUCCCCACAACCUUCUCCGUCAUCUUCACCACCAUCUCCAAAACCGCAACCAGAACCUCAACCGCUGCAUUCAUUAAUUUCCCAACCGCCACAGGAUCCUCUAACCCCAGCUGAACUGCAACCGAAAGACGAGUCAAAACCAGGGCCGAAACCAGAAACAUCGUUGCUCAGUGUCACUGAACCGCUCGCACAAUGGCAUCAAGCUUCAAAACCCAACUCUGCAAUUUUGAAACCCAACGGCACAGCUCUGGAACCCAAUGCCACAACUGUGAAACCCACUGCCAAAACUUUAGAAUCCACCGCCAUAACUUUGAAGCGCAAAGGCCUAACACCGGAACCUAUCGCCACAACUUUGGAAUCAAUCGCCAAAACUUUGAAACCUACCACUACAAUUUUAAAACCCAACAUCACAGAAGAUACACCUCAAACAAUUUUGCAAAUUAACAAAUCUACAGUUGGAACCUCGAAUCCAAACAUCACAAAAGACAUACCGGAACAAACUCCUGAAAUCGAGAAGCCUGUCAUUCCUGAUACGAAACCCAACGUGACAAAAGGGCUCUUUGGACAAAUUUCUAAAGCUGUGGAAACCGUCGACGUAACUUCGCAACCCAGCAUCACAGAAAACAUAUCUGAACAAGUUCCUGAAACCGAGGGAGCCAUCGUCGCAACUUCCAAACCCAACAUCACAGAGGGUAUAACUGAACAGAACCCUGAACUCGAUAAACCUAUCGUCGCAGUUGUGAAACCAAAUAUCACGAAAAAGAUAGUUGAAAAAAUUCCUGAAAUUGUGAAAUUUACCGUCAAAACUACGCCACCCACAAUCCCGGAAGACAUACGUCAACAAAUUCCUAAAAUCGAUAAACCUGUCAUCGCAACUUCAACACCUACAGCCAUAGAGAGUAUAUCUGAACAAGUUCCUGAAAGCGAGAAACCCGUCAUUUCAGAUAUUAAACCCAACGUCACAAAAGGGCUAUUUGGACAAAGUUAUCAAACUGUGCAAUCUGCCGUCAGAACUUCGACACCUAUCAUUACAGACGAGCUACUUAAAGAAAUUACUGAAAUUGAAGAACACGCCACCGGGACUUUGAAAUUGAAUGUUACAGAGGGCGUACGUGAACAAAUUCCUGAAAUUGAGCAACUUGUCGACAGAACUUCGGAGCCCAACAUCACAGAGGAAAUAUCUGAAAAAAUUCCUAAAAUUGAGGAUGCCGUUGACGGAAAUUCGCAACCUAACAUCACAGAGGCCAUAACUGAACAAGUUCCUAAAUCUAAGAAAGCCGACGAAGGAACAUCGAUUCUCAACACCACAGAGGGAAUGUCUGAAAAAAUUCCUAAAAUUGAGGACGCCGUUGACGGAAAUUCACAACCUAACAUCACAGAGGCCAUAACUGAACAAGUUCCUAAAUCUAAGACAGCCGACGACGGAACAUCGAUUCUCAACACCACAGAGGGAAUGUCUGAAAAAAUUCCUAAAAUUGAGGACGCCGUUGACGGAAAUUCACAACCUAACAUCACAGAGGCCAUAACUGAACAAGUUCCUAAAUCUAAGAAAAUCGACGACGCAACAUCGAUUCUCAACACCACAGAGGGAAUGUCUGAAAAACUUCCUGAAAUUGAGGAAGCCGUCGACGGAAAUUCGCGACCUAACAUCACAGAGGGCAUAUCUGAACAUAUGCCUCAAUCUGAAGAAGCCAUCAACGCAACUUCGAACCCCAACAUCGCAGAGGGAAUAACUGAACAGAGUCCUCAAUCGAAAGAAGCCACCGACGAAACUUUGAUCCCCAACAUCCCAGAGGGAAUAUCUGAAAAAAUUCCUGAAACUGAGAAAGCUGUCGAUGGAACUUUAGCACCUAACAUCACAGAGGACAUAUCUGAACAGAUUCCUCAAUCUGAAGAAGCCAUCAACGCAACUUCGAACCCCAACAUCGCAGAGGGAAUAACUGAACAGAGUCCUCAAUCGAAAGAAGCCACCCACGAAACUAUGAUCCCCAACAUCCCAGAGGGAAUAUCUGAAAAAAUUCCUGAAAUUGAGAAAGCUGUCGAUGGAACUUUAGCACCUAAUAUUACAGGGAGCAUAUCUGAACAGACUCCUCGAUCUAAAGAAGCAGACCACGAAACUUCGAUGCCCAACAUCACAGAGGGAACAUCUGAAAAAAUUCCUGAAUUUGAAAAAGCUGUCGAUGGAACUUCGGAGCCCAACAUAAUAGAAGGGCUAUUUGGAGAAAUUAUCGGAUCGGAGAAACCUGCAGUCGGAACUUCGAACCCCAAAAUCACAGAGGGUAUAUCUGAAAAAAUUCCUGAAAUUGAGAAAGCUGUCGAUGGAACUUUAGCACCUAAUAUUACAGGGAGCAUAUUUGAACAGACUCCACGAUCUAAAGAAGCCGACCACGAAACUUCGAUGCCCAACAUCACAGAGGGAAUAUCUGAAAAAAUUCCUGAAAAUGGGAAAGCUGUCGAUGGAACUUCGGAGCCCAACAUAAUAGAAGGGCUAUUUGGAGAAAUUGUUGGAUCAGAGAAACCUGCAGUCGGAACUUCGAACCCCAACAUCACAGAGGGAAUAUCUGAACAGUCUUCUCAAUCUAAAGAAGCCACCCACAAAACUAUGAUCCCCAACAACCCAGCGGGAAUAUCUGAAAAAAUUCCUGUAAUUGAGAAAGCUGUCGAUGUAACUUUAGCACCUAACAUCACAGAGGGCAUAUCUGAACAGACUUCUCAGUCUAAAGAAGCCAACCACGAAACUUCGAUGCCCAAUAUCACAGGGGGAAUAUCUGAAAAAGUUCCUGAAAAUGGGGAAGCUGUCGAUGGAACUUCGGAGCCCAACAUAAUAGAAGGGCUAUUUGGAGAAAUUGUUGGAUCGGAGAAACCUGCAGUCGGAACUUCGAACCCCAAAAUCACAGAGGGUACAUCUGAAAAAAUUCCUGAAAUUGUGGAAGCUGCCAAAGGAACUUUAGCACCUAACAUCACACAGGGAAUAUCUGCACAGACUUCUCAAUCUAAAGAAGCCGACCACGAAACUUCGAUACCCAACAUCACAGAGGCAAUAUCUGAACAGACUCCUCGAUAUAAAGAAGCCGACCACGAAACUUCGAUGCCCAACAUCACAGAGGGAAUAUCUGAAAAAAUUCCUGAAAGUGGGGUAGCUGUCGAUGGAACUUCGGAGCCCAACAUAAUAGAAGGGCUAUUUGGAGAAAUUGUUGGAUCGGAGAAACCUGCAGUCGGAACUUCGAACCCCAAAAUCACAGAGGGUACAUCUGAAAAAAUUCCUGAAAUUGUGGAAGCUGCCAAAGGAACUUUAGCACCUAACAUCACACAGGGAAUAUCUGCACAGACUUCUCAAUCUAAAGAAGCCGACCACGAAACUUCGAUACCCAACAUCACAGAGGCAAUAUCUGAACAGACUCCUCGAUAUAAAGAAGCCGACCACGAAACUUCGAUGCCCAACAUCACAGAGGGAAUAUCUGAAAAAAUUCCUGAAAGUGGGGUAGCUGUCGAUGGAACUUCGGAGCCCAACAUAAUAGAAGGGCUAUUUGGAGAAAUUGUUGGAUCGGAGAAACCUGCAGUCGGAACUUCGAACCCCAAAAUCACAGAGGGUACAUCUGAAAAAAUUCCUGAAAUUGUGGAAACUGCCGAAGGAACUUCGGCAUCUAACAUCACAGAGGGCAUAUCUGAACAUAUGCCUCAAUCUGAAGAAGCCAUCAACGCAACUUCGAACCCCAACAUCGCAGAGGGAAUAACUGAACAGAGUCCUCAAUCGAAAGAAGCCGCCCACGAAACUUCGAUCCCCAACAUCCCGCAGGGAAUAUCUGAAAAAAUUCCUGAAUUAGAGGAAGCUAUCGAUGGAACUGUGGCACCUAAUAUUACAGGGGGAAUAUCUAAACAGACUCCUCAUUCUAAAGAAGCCGUCUACGAAACUUCGAUCCCCAACAUACCGGAGGGAAUAUCUGAAAAAAUUCCAGAAAUGGAGAAAGCUAUCGAUGGAACUUUAGCACAUAAUAUUACAGGGGUAAUAUCUGAACAGAUUCCUCAAUCUGAAGAAGCCAUCAACGGAACUUCGAACCCCAACAUCGCAGGGGGCAUAUCUGAACAGACUCCUCAAUCUAAAGAAGCCGUCCACGAAACUUCGAUCCCCAACAUCCCGCAGGGAAUAUCUGAAAAAGUUCCUAAAAUUGAGGAAGCCGUUAACGGAACUUCAAAACCCAACAUUACAGAAAACAUAUCUGAACAAAUUCCUGAAAUGGAGGAGCCUGUCAUUGAAACUUCGCAACCUAACAUCACAGGAGUACUAUAUGAUGAUGUUGCUAAAGCGGGGAGAGAGAAUGCCACGAAUGUUGCGUUAUCGAUAACCCCGGUUUCCUUGCCCAAGGGAAUCAAUGAACAACAAGAUUGUGUCAAAGAGGGUUUCUUCCCUGAUUCCGAGGAUUGUUCGAAAUUUUAUAGAUGCGUACUAUACGGAGAUUCGUUGGUUAGGUACCAGUUCUCUUGUCCCUUUGGAACGUUUUGGGACGAUCAGCUGGAAACUUGCAAUUUCCCAAAGAGAAUUAAGUCCAAGGGUUUAUGCAAACGUCGGAUGUACGCUGCAUCGCUAGUACCUGAAUUUUCAAAGUUCAAAAUUGAAGACAGUCCUGAUAUUGGCAAUCUAAGCGUAGAUAGGUUCUGUGUCAUUUGUCCAAGUGGUUUUCGGCGACAUCCGAAUUUCUGCAAUAUAUUUUAUCAGUGUGUUAAUAACGACGAUAUGAUGGUGAAUAUUAUACCGUUUGCGUGUCCAAGAGGCUCCGUCUUUGACGAGGAAAAAUUGUUGUGCUCAUCAGGAACAGACGAUUGCGCGAAAGUUUCACUUCACAAACUGCCUGAUUCGAUUACAAUCAUAAACCGCUUAAAUGAGGCAUUAUGUACAAGCGAGGGUCGGUUCCCAUAUGAUGAACCUUGUUCGAGCAAAUAUUUCAAAUGUAUACGUAACGAACGAGGAGCACUCGAAGGAUAUCUACUAGAUUGUCCGUCGAAAUAUGCGUACUCACCAGUUUCGGGUAAUUGCGUACCUUCAGAGACAUAUCCAUAUUGCGCAAACUAUUAUUAAAUUAACGAUAAUAUUGAAUCUUAAUCACUUUUUAAUUUUACACUUGUCGCAAUUUGGUGAUUGCUGUAACGUGUUGGAGUUUAAAAAUAUCU
This is a messenger RNA of Bombus huntii, 5657 nucleotides long. Its product is annotated as titin homolog. The coding region runs from base 1 to 5565 and encodes 1854 amino acids. The transcript is spliced from 4 exons. Gene Ontology annotation, cellular component: extracellular region. NCBI's taxonomy places the organism in Eukaryota, Metazoa, Arthropoda, Insecta, Hymenoptera, Apidae. Gene Ontology annotation, molecular function: chitin binding. The record is from RefSeq and is a predicted model, not a curated record.